Myotis lucifugus (little brown bat) is the source of this 2541-nucleotide messenger RNA. It is a transcript of the gene KLHL30, whose product is annotated as kelch like family member 30. Gene Ontology annotation, molecular function: protein binding. The record is from RefSeq and is a predicted model, not a curated record. The coding region runs from base 90 to 2222 and encodes 710 amino acids. The transcript has 8 exons. NCBI's taxonomy places the organism in Eukaryota, Metazoa, Chordata, Mammalia, Chiroptera, Vespertilionidae.
GCACCUGGGCGCCCACGGCUGGGAGGCCGCGCGGGCCUUCCACAAGGCCGUGACCGACGAGGUGGCCUCCGGCCGCCGGGCCUGGACCGAUGGCUUCGAGGACAUCAAAGCCCGCUUCUUCGGCUCCAACCGCAGUCCCGCCUGGGACGCCGAGCCUGGCCGCAAGUCAGGCCUCACCCCGCUCGGGCCCCUGCCCCACACCGCCAGCCCCAGUGGCGGCCCCGAGCCCGCAGCUCAGCGGCUGGGGUCCGGCUCCCAGCGGGGCAGCUUCAACAGCGAGGACAUCUGCGGUUACAUCGACCGAAGCUUCGCCUUCUGGAAGGAGAAAGAAGCCGAGAUGUUCAGCUUCGGAGACUGAGAGGGCUGGCAGCCCCUUCCGGAGGGGCCCUGGGGUGGUUUCGGUUCUCUCUCCUCUUGUCCUUUUUCAUCCACCUGGUGGCCAGGAGCUUCUUCCGGGGGCUGGCCGCAUUGGCUCCGCAGUCAUGGUUCGGAACGUGGACGACCUGGACUUCCACCUGCCCUCGCACGCCCAGGACAUGCUGGACGGGCUGCAGCGGCUGCGCUCUCAGCCCAAACUGGCCGACGUCACGCUGCUGGUGGGCGGCCGGGAGCUGCCUUGCCACCGCGGCCUCCUGGCGCUCAGCAGCCCCUACUUCCACGCCAUGUUCGCAGGCGACUUUGCCGAGAGCUUCGCGGCACGCGUGGAGCUGUGGGACGUGGAGGCUGCCGUGGUGGGGCAGCUGGUGGACUUCGUGUACACGGGCCGGCUGACCAUCACCCAGGCCAACGUGGAGGCCCUGACACGCACGGCCGCGCGCCUCCACUUCCCCGCCGUGCAGAAGGUCUGCGGCCGGUACCUGCAGCAGCAGCUGGACGCCACCAACUGCCUGGGCAUCUGUGAGUUCGGGGAGCAGCAGGGGCUGCUGGGCGUGGUGGCCAAGGCCUGGGCCUUCCUACGGGAGAACUUUGAGGCGGUGGCACGGGAGGACGAGUUCCUGCAGCUGUCCCAAGACCGGCUGGCCACGUGUCUGGCCAGCGACCUGCUGCAGGUGCAGCCAGAACAAAGCCGGCUGGAGGCCCUGCUGCGCUGGGUGCGCCACGACCCACAGGCCCGGGCCGCCCACCUGCCUGAGCUGCUCAACUUGGUGCGCCUGGAUGCCGUGCCCAGGCCCUGCGUGCAGCAGCUGCUGGCCACAGAGCCACUCAUCCUGGAGUCGGAGGCGUGUCAAGCAGCCCUGUCCCAGGGCCAUGAUGGGGCACUGCCUGCCCUGCCCCAGCAGCUGGAGGAGGUCCUGGUGGUGGUGGGCGGCCGGGCCCUGGAGGAGGCGGAGGAGGGCGCCGAGGAGCCCGCCCCCCAUCUCGAGAACUUCGCUUUCUACAACACCAAAGCCAAGAGGUGGACGCCGCUCCCAGACUUCCCCGACUUCCACAAGUGGGGCUUCUCCCUGGCUGCGCUGAACAACAGCGUCUACGUCACAGGUGGCUCUCGGGGCACCAAGACAGACACCUGGUCAACCACCCAGGCCUGGUGCUUCCCCAUGAAGGAGGCGGCCUGGCGGCCGGUGGCGCCCAUGCUGAAGGCCCGCACAAACCACGCCAGCUCGGCGCUCAACGGGGAGAUCUACGUCAUCGGCGGCACCACCCUGGACGUAGUGGAGGUGGAGAGCUACGACCCCUACACAGACACCUGGACGCCUGUCAGCCCGGCCCUGAAGUACGUCAGUAACUUCUCCGCGGCCAGCUGCCAGGGCCGGCUCUACCUGGUGGGCUCCAGCGCCUGCAAGUACAACGCGCUGGCCCUGCAGUGCUACAACCCCGUCACAGAAGCCUGGAGUAUGAUCGCCUCGCCCUUCCUCCCCAAGUACCUGUCCUCGCCUCGCUGUGCGGCUCUGCAGGGGGCGCUCUACCUGGUCGGCGACAACACCAAGAAGGUCUACGUGUACGACCCCGGAGCCAACCUGUGGCAGAAGGUGCAGUCCCUGCACAGCCUGCACGAGAAUGGUGCGCUGGUGCCGCUGGGUGACGCACUGUACUUGACGGGGGGCCGCUGGCAGGGCAUGGAUGGUGACUACCAUGUGGAGAUGGAGGCCUAUGACCCUAGGAGGGACGCCUGGAUCCGCCACGGCGCCCUGCCCCGCCUCUGGCUCUACCACUGCGCCUCCACCGUCUUCCUGGACGUCUCCAAGUGGACCCAGCCCUUCAGCCCCAUCCAGGAGCACUGAGUGGCUCCCCGGCACCCCCAGAGGCAGCCAGCUGGCCCCCCGUGGGAGCACCCCGUUUAGUUUUGCUUGUUUGUUCACUCAGCGGGUGCUGGACUCGGGGCACCAGGGACAUCAGAGGGACACGGUUUUGGUCUCCGCGGCCACCACACCCACUCUGAGCUAACCCGCGGCCGCGGCUGGGACCCUGACGCCCAAAGAGAGGGAGAAGCAGCUCCCCGGCCCACAGGGGUGUCUGAGACCUCAGAGAAGGAGCAAGGGUCCGGGAAGCACUGUGAGAACUCAAUGGGCUGGCCCUGGAGAGGAAGGUGCACAAACGAGG